AUGCUGUCCAUCUUACGGAAAGCCCGCCUAAAGGACAAGGAGAUGCGAAUCCUGAUGCUAGGUCUUGACAAUGCGGGCAAAACAACGAUUGUCAAGAAGAUCAUGGGAGAGGAUGUCAACACGGUGAGCCCAACAUUGGGUUUCAUCAUCAAGACUAUCGACUACGAUGGAUACAAACUGAACAUCUGGGACGUGGGCGGCCAAAAGACGCUGCGAUCAUACUGGCGGAACUAUUUUGAGAAGACAGACGCCUUGAUCUGGGUCGUCGACGCCACAGAUCGGCUGAGAAUCCAGGAUUGCAUGGAGGAACUGCAUGGGCUUUUGCAAGAAGAGCGGCUCUCGGGAGCCAGUCUCCUGGUUUUUGCGAACAAAACGGAUGUGAACGGAUGCAUGGAUGAGCAGGAAAUACUCGAUGGGUUACGACUAGAAGCCAUCAGAACGCAUCGCUGGCACAUCCUGCGAUGUAGCGCCAUGACAGGCACCAACCUCAAGGAGGGCCUGGCAUGGGUUGUGGAAGACGCAAAAAAGAGGCUAUUUCUGUACUAA
Colletotrichum siamense is the source of this 546-nucleotide messenger RNA. It is a transcript of the gene ARL2, whose product is annotated as ADP-ribosylation factor-like protein 2. The transcript has 6 exons. The record is from RefSeq and is a predicted model, not a curated record. Gene Ontology annotation, biological process: protein folding. The coding region runs from base 1 to 546 and encodes 181 amino acids. NCBI's taxonomy places the organism in Eukaryota, Fungi, Ascomycota, Sordariomycetes, Glomerellales, Glomerellaceae. Gene Ontology annotation, cellular component: cytoplasm; microtubule cytoskeleton. Gene Ontology annotation, molecular function: GTPase activity; GTP binding.